Molecule: messenger RNA, 1973 nt
Organism: Malurus melanocephalus (red-backed fairy wren)
Lineage: Eukaryota; Metazoa; Chordata; Aves; Passeriformes; Maluridae
Gene: LRATD2
Product: LRAT domain containing 2
Exons: 2
Coding region: 202-1098 (298 amino acids)
Source: RefSeq, a predicted model, not a curated record
CGCGGCUCACCUGGGCGGCGGGCGGGUGCGCUCUCGGCCGGCCCCAGCCCGGACCUCCCGAGCUCCCCAGGCGCUCGCAGCCCCCCUCUAACAGGUGGCUCGGUGCCUGCCCGCUCUCCGGCGGCUCCUGCGCCUCUUUCCUCCUCSUCGCCGCCGCCUAACAGGUGGUGGUGCCGCCGCGCCUUCCUCCGUGCAGCGGGCAUGGGGAACCAGGUGGAGAAGCUCACGCAUCUCAACUACAAGGAAGUUCCCACGGCCGACCCGACAGGUGUGGACAGAGAUGAAGGACCCAGGAUCGGGGUCUCCUACAUCUUUUCAAAUGACGAUGAUGAGCUGGAGCAGCAGCAGGAUUCGGUGCAUGACCUGGGGGGUGAGAACCCUGCCCUGCAGCCCUACGAUCCCCAGCUGCACGAGGUGGAGUGCUCAGUCUAUUACCGGGAUGAGUGUAUUUACCAGAAGAGCUUUUCAGAGGAGGACACGCAGCUAGAGGAGGGUGAUGAAGGAGGUGGGGGGCAUCUGAGCACCUACACCCCAGAGAACCUCCUGAACAGGUGUAAACCGGGUGACCUGGUGGAGUUUGUGUGCCAAGCCCAGUAUCCGCACUGGGUGGUCUACGUCGGGGAUUUUCAAGUUGUGCACCUUCAUCGGCUGGAGGUGGUGAACAGCUUCCUCACCGACGCCAGCCAGGGCAGACGGGGCCGCAUUGCCAACCAGCUGUACCGCUACAAACCCCUCAGCCCKGCCGUGGUGGUGCGCAAUGCCCUGGAGCAGGUGGGUUGCAAGGAUCGGGACCUGAGCUGGAGAAACUCGGAGUGUUUUGCUGCCUGGUGCCGAUACGGCAAGCGAGAGUUUAAAAUCGGCGGGGAGCUGCGCAUAGGCAAACAGCCCUACCGAUUGCAGAUCCGCCUGGGUGACAAGCGCAGCCACACGCUGGAGUUUCAGAGCCUGGAGGAUCUGAUUAUGGAGAAAAGGAGAAAUGACCAGAUUGGUCGGGCUGCUGUGAUCCAGGAGCUCUCCAGCCACCUGCAGGCUGCAGAGGAGGAGGAYGAAGAGGAGGAAGACCAUCGUCACCCAGGUGCUCAGACUGCUGUGGAGUAGCAGCUCAGCACUACCAUACUGCUUAGCCUGGGUGAUGGGGAUUAAAACUGAAGGCUGCGAAAUUGAGCUGUUAUAAGCCCUUUGGGCUGCUUCGGUGCAGCUUCAUUCCAAUCACAUGUGAAAGGAAGGGGGAAAGCUGAUUAAGUGUCUGUGCUUUAGUGCUUAACUCCUUCAGUGCUUGAUGAAAAAACCCCUGACUUAUUUGUAGAGGAUAAAACUCAGGGCAAUUCUACCCCUCUCCUCUCCCACUUCUUUCUCUUCCUCUGCCGUGUUCACACAUAGCCUUUCCCUCAACCAUCUGCUAGUAGGCCUGACCCUACAAGAUGCUAAAUGCCUUUGACAUCURCUUAUCAGCAGAAGUUAAUAGUAUUUAAUACCAUUCGGAAGUAGCCAACAACUUUCAGGAUGUGACCAUGUAGCUCUGAGCAUGAGGAUAUCGUUUUCCCUUCUCUGCUACUGUUUCUCUUCAGCUGUGGCUUCUGUUGGUAUUGCAAYGAGCUGCCUCUUGCCUGGUGCAAGGCUUGGUGGGUGUAAGGCAGAAAUCUCCACUGUUUUUAAGGAAAUGGGUUUGAUGUGCCUGGUGCCUUCUUAAUUGAUAGGAAGUUGCAGGUGGGCUGGGGRACCUUCUCCUUUGCCAUCAGCAUUUGGCUUUGGGGACAGAAGUUGUGUUUAUUGUCAACAGGUCCCAGGGAGUGAAGUUUGUUGCCACAGUUAUACUCUGGUGUGUGCUGUUAAUCCUACAGGCAGAGGCUGAGGUGUGUCAGGGCUGCCUUGGCUUUCCCCUGAAGCAAAUGGCAGAGCUGAUUAUGCCUGUAGUAYACACAGAGGAGCAGAAGCAGGUUGCUUAUGUGUAAGAGUAUGUCUUGAGUAAGCUG